Molecule: messenger RNA, 2370 nt
Organism: Guillardia theta CCMP2712
Lineage: Eukaryota; Cryptophyceae; Pyrenomonadales; Geminigeraceae
Exons: 6
Coding region: 1-2370 (789 amino acids)
Biological process (GO): signal transduction
Molecular function (GO): 3',5'-cyclic-nucleotide phosphodiesterase activity
Source: RefSeq, a predicted model, not a curated record
AUGAAGCUUGAUAACAGCAAUAUCGAUGAGAGGAUGAACGGGAUGCAGGCAAGAACGAUCAACGCUCCGGUUCCUCAAGAGAGUGGGAAGAAGGACAUGAUUCAAGAGGCCGCAAGCCUCCUGCAGGAACAGAGGAAGAAGCUAUCUAGGCUGCAAGAUACUCUCCAAGGCAAGCACAGCAACCAAGGUGUCAGUGCGACUAUGCUCACAAAGAAGCUGCAAGAGCUGGACCUGGAGGUGAUCGGGGAUGGCCUCGUGCUGUCUAGGAAGAGCAGCACGGAGAACCUGAGCACGGAAUCUACGCCAACAGCCGUCUACUCGAGCAUCACUGCCGGCCAGUGGUCCAGAACAAACAGCUCUGCUAACGGGUUGGAAGCAAGCUCCAAGCCGAACAAGCUCAAUGACAUCUGCGGCGCUUUCUUGAAGAGGGCGGAGAGCGUUCCUGAGCCCGAGCCAUCCACCCUGUUGAUACAGCAUGGGCUGAUUGCAGAGGACCGAUCGCCUGCAGACAACGCGGCUCACCUUCUCAAUCAGUUCUUGCAGCAGUGCAACUGCCUGGCUCCCUUGGACCGAGCGAUCGUUGCUUACUCCCUCAAGGUGCUCGUCACAGACCCUCACGUGGCCGCCAUCCCGCAGGGGCUGCAAGGCUUCUUGCAGAGUCAGCAGGAAGAGAUCUCUUCGCCCACGAGGAGGCGACUGAUCGACCCGGAGGAGUGCUUGGAUGACAAAGGGUCCGAGAAGUCUUCCUCCAUGCAUGCCAUUUUGUCCAAGUGUGAGAGCAUGAAGCUAACAGCAAACCACUCCCUGAAGCCCGAGAUGCUGGCCAGCCUCCUGGAGGACGUGAACAACGGGCAGAAGCCCACCCCGGAGGUGAUGAACUGGGUGAGCAAGGUGGCGGACCCGAAGGAUGAAAACAAGGGAGCCAACGGGAAGUCGAAGUCGGAGGUGAACAAGUUCGCGAAGGCAGCAAGGAUGUGCAUGCUGUUCUACAGGUGCAGGGGGACAAUCGAGACUCUUUACGACAAAGUGGUGGAGAAGAACAAGUCCAACCUGACGCGCGCUCAGAUCUCGCAAAUCUUGAAGGAGCUCAAGGACGGGGAGGACCCGAUGAUCUCCGACGUUGAGAGUGUCUGGGAGGAGGCGAAGAAGGCUGGAGGGGACAACCUGACGAAAGAGCAGCUUGUGGAGGCGAUCGCCAUGUGGUACAGCGAAGGGCGAGAAGAAAAGCCCAUCGCUGGCACGAAGGAUGUCACUUCCGCGGCUGACAAGGGAGUUCGAGAAUGGAUCCUCAGUCACUUCACGUCGGUUGCGAGCUCUACCAGGAGGAAGACACCUCGGUCGCAGGAGGAAAUGUUCGGGCUACCGGCUCCUGCGGUGUGGACACUAGAGCAGGAAGUUGAGAUCGCCAAGUCGAUGAAGGGGAUCGCGACAUGGAGCUGGGAUCCGUUCGACCUUCAUGAGAAGACUGGAGGACAUGCUCUGCAGGCUCUGGGCCUCCAUGUCUUCCAGCAGUGGGAGCUGCUGGCGGAGUACAACAUCGACACGGACACGAUGAAGCGAUGGCUUUCGUUCGUUGAGAAGCAGUACGCGGAUGUUCCCUAUCACAACUCGCUGCAUGCCACGGAUGUCUUGCAGACCGUCAACUUCAUGCUGCAGAGCGCAAAGCUGUCGCAGUUUGUCAACCGAUUUCAACUCCUGGCCAUUCUCAUAGCGGCCAUCGUGCACGAUCUGGGACAUGACGGCUACAACAACAACUACCACAAGCACGCGAUCACGGAGAGGGCGAUGGCGCACAACGAUCAGAGCAUCCAGGAGAACUUUCACCUGCACAAGCUCUUCUCCUCCAUGGACGCCUACCCGAGCAUCAACAUCUUCGAGAACUUCGAGCUGGAGACCUUCUGGGAGAUGAGGAGGAUGAUCAUCGACCUGAUCCUCCACACCGACAUGUCGCGCCACUUCCUCCUCAUGAAGGAGAUCAAGGAGAAGCUGGAGACGAGGCAGGAGGGCUCCGCUGCCUACCGGGAGAGCUCCGAGCUCCUCAUGCGCGCUGUCCUCCACAUCUGCGACAUCUCCAACCCCGCGAAGCCCCGGGAGCUGGCGCUGAGGUGGACGGAGAGGUGCAUGGCCGAGUUCUUCCGGCAGGGAGACAAGGAGAAGGAGCUGCAACUCCCCGUGUCUCCUCAAUGCGACAGAGAGACAACUUUCAUCCCGGCUUCGCAGCUCUGCCCGCAAGGAGAUAAUGAUUUUCUGCUGCCUAUCCACCUGAUUCUCCUUGUCCUUGAGCUGCCUCCGAACCUCCUGCAGCUCCUCCAGGGCCCCGCUCUCCUCCCCCCUCGCCUUCCUCCUCUCGUCCUGCUGGCGUAUCACUGA